Molecule: messenger RNA, 2034 nt
Organism: Ambispora leptoticha
Lineage: Eukaryota; Fungi; Glomeromycota; Glomeromycetes; Archaeosporales; Ambisporaceae
Source: the annotation of a GenBank genome assembly
AGCAUUCUAGACUUUUCGCAAGAUCUUGACGUUGCUAAGCUCGAUGCAGUCGUAAAGACACUUUAUACGGCUUCUGGCAGUGAACAACAAUUGGCCCAACAGGUACUUUCCAACUUUCAAAAUCAUCCAGAAGCUUGGUUGAGAGUUGACGCAAUCCUUGAAAAAUCACAGUUCUCUUAUACCAAGUAUCUCGCUCUUCAAAUACUUGAAAAAUUAAUUCAAACGCGCUGGAAAAUCCUUCCUGCUGAACAGCAAAUGGGUAUUCGCAGUUAUAUUGUUAAUAUAAUUCUAAGCACUUCCGAAAAUGAAGAGACUCUUCGUAAAGAAAAGACAUAUUUGAAUAAACUUAAUUUGAUCUUGGUUCAGAUUCUCAAACAAGAAUGGCCCCAUAAUUGGCCAGGAUUUAUUCCAGAGAUUGUUUCCACAGGCAGACAAAAUUUAGUUGUAUGCGAAAAUAACAUGGCCAUCUUAAAAUUAUUAAGUGAAGAAAUCUUUGAUUACUCAGCCGAACAAAUGACACAAUUAAAAACAAGAAAUCUGAAAACUCAAAUGUGUCAGGAAUUUGGACAAAUAUUCGAAUUAUGUAAUGAUGUGCUGGAGAAAGCUCAGAAACCAAGUCUGAUAAAAGCUACCCUGGAAACAUUAUUAAGAUUCUUAAAUUGGAUUCCACUCGGCUAUAUCUUUGAGACUAAUAUUAUAGAUUCUUUGCGCUCACGGUUCCUGGAAAUUCCUGAAUAUCGAAAUGUAACAUUAAAGUGUUUAACUGAAAUUGGAGCAUUACAAGUGGAUGCACAAUAUAAUGAUAAAUUUGUUUUACUCUUUGAUUUGGUUGUGUCGGCUGUCUCUUCAAUGAUUCCGCAAAAUACAAAUAUUGCUGCAAUUUAUCAAACCAGCACCAACGAGGAACAGGAAUUUAUACAAAACCUUGCAAUCUUUUUCACAAGUUUCUUGAGUGCACAUUUAAAGAUUCUUGAAACUCCACAAAGUCAGCCGAAUUUGCAACGUGCCCAUUAUUAUCUUCUCUAUAUAACGCAAGUAGAAGAACGUGAAGUGUUUAAAGUUUGUUUGGAAUAUUGGACCAAACUGGUCGCUGAAUUAUAUGAAGAGAUUCCACAAGUGCCAGUAUAUGAUAUACCUAUUGUUAUGGCUCCUGGCAUCACACCUCCACAACUGGCUAAUAUUCAGUUAAGAAAACAUUUAUAUGCUGAUAUCUUAUCUGCUUUACGAACGGUUAUGAUUGACCGCAUGGUCAAACCAGAAGAGGUGCUUAUUGUCGAAAAUGACGAAGGCGAAAUCGUGCGUGAAUUUAUGAAAGACAGUGACACGAUUACGCUAUAUAAAAGCAUGCGCGAGUGUCUAGUUUACCUUACACACUUGGAUGUACAAAAUACUGAAGCUAUUAUGUCAGAUAAAUUAACGAAACAGGUCGACGGGACCGAGUGGUCCUGGGCAAACCUUAAUAAGCUCUGCUGGGCAAUUGGAUCCAUAUCCGGCGCAAUGAAUGAAGAUACCGAAAAGAGAUUUCUGGUUACAGUUAUUAAAGAGCUUCUCAGUCUUUGCGAGGCAAAACGUGGCAAAGAUAAUAAAGCUAUUGUGGCUUCCAAUAUUAUGUAUAUUGUCGGGCAGUACCCACGUUUUCUCAAAGCUCACUGGAAAUUUUUGAAAACAGUAGUCAAUAAACUUUUUGAAUUCAUGCACGAAACUCAUGAAGGUGUACAGGAUAUGGCUUGCGAUACAUUUAUAAAAAUUGCACAGAAAUGCAAACGACAAUUCGUUGCCCAACAAGCCGGCGAACUUUAUCCAUUCAUUGACGAAAUCAUCGGCACAAUUGAUAAGAUCACACAAGACUUGUCAUAUCAACAGGUGCAAACAUUUUACGAAGCUGUUGGUUACAUGAUAUCAGCACAAACCACGAAAAGUGUACAAGAACGUCUUAUUGUAACUUUAAUGGAACAACCAAAUGUCGCAGUGUCACUAGAGACUGAAUUAUUAUUGUUGUUGCAAAUGGUCAAUGCAAAAGUUAUACUGCAGUGA